Molecule: messenger RNA, 769 nt
Organism: Orussus abietinus
Lineage: Eukaryota; Metazoa; Arthropoda; Insecta; Hymenoptera; Orussidae
Gene: AP-2sigma
Product: AP-2 complex subunit sigma
Exons: 5
Coding region: 232-600 (122 amino acids)
Biological process (GO): clathrin-dependent endocytosis; intracellular protein transport
Cellular component (GO): membrane coat; AP-2 adaptor complex; intracellular membrane-bounded organelle
Molecular function (GO): clathrin-cargo adaptor activity
Source: RefSeq, a predicted model, not a curated record
GGAGAGGGCGGACAUUUACUAGAUAUUCUCAGAUACUUUAGCGGAUGUAGUGAAUAUUGACACUUUCAAAAUGCGUUCUUAAUUGGUUUUGAACGCCUGCUGUUUUGAGGAAAAUUAAUCUGUCAUGUUCCAAGGAUGUCAGUGCUUUUGACAUUUGCAUGAUUUUUGUGGAUUAAUACAAAAUAUGUGAACUUUGGUGGAGCAGGAAAGACGAGGUUGGCGAAGUGGUACAUGAACUUUGACGAUGACGAGAAACAGAAGUUAAUUGAGGAGGUACAUGCCGUGGUAACCGUUAGGGAUGCUAAACACACGAAUUUUGUUGAGUUUCGAAACUUCAAGAUCGUAUAUAGAAGAUACGCCGGCUUGUAUUUCUGCAUUUGUGUCGAUGUAAACGACAAUAACCUCUGCUACCUAGAAGCGAUUCACAAUUUCGUGGAAGUCUUGAAUGAAUAUUUCCACAAUGUCUGUGAGCUGGAUUUAGUAUUCAACUUUUACAAGGUAUAUACUGUAGUCGACGAAAUGUUUCUAGCAGGAGAAAUUAGGGAAACGAGCCAAACCAAGGUACUCAAACAACUUUUAAUGCUCAAUUCUUUAGAGUAGCCUUGUUUAAUAAUGUUAAUACAAUUUAAACAAUGCCCAGAUAUAAAUAUAAUAAUCUAUAUUCUCAAAUCUGUAUUACUAAUAUAUUACACCUGAUGUCACAAAACAGUAUUUAUAAAUAGGAUUAAAUGAAUGUUUAAGAAAUUAAAUAAAUUCGCCGUUAUUAUAA